AUGUGGUACCAUGUCGCCGAGCCGAAUUCCUACCUCGUUAUUACGGGUGUAGGAAUUGAGAAAGUGCUGAUCAAGAAAAAGGCUUUUAUAUAUCCACUGCAGAAGGUUUCAAAGAUCUCGAUUACACCUUUUGAUUUUUCCAUGGCCCUCCAGGCUAUGACUAUUGAGAAGCUUAAAUUUGCUCUACCAGCAGUCUUCACAAUCGGUCCUGCCGACAGCCCGGAAGCUCUUGAGAAAUACGCUGUAUUGCUUACUGGCGAGAGCGAUGGAAGCCCUACUCAAACAGCAGCCAAGGGUGUUGUCUCAGUUGCUGAGGGUCGGAACCAUGUCCAAGAGAUUGUCAAGGGUAUUAUUGAGGGUGAGACACGAAGCAUUGUCUCUACUAUGACCAUGGAAGAGCUGUUCCGUGAGCGUAAGAUCUUUAAGGACAAAGUAAUUCAACAAGUGCAAUCUGAACUCGAUCAAUUUGGUCUAUGCAUUUACAACGCCAAUGUCAAGGAACUACAAGACACACCGGGUUCGGAGUACUUUGCUUUUCUCUCCCGCAAGGCGCACGAAGGCGCGCUCAACCAGGCCAAAGUCGACGUCGCUCAUGCUCGUAUGCAGGGUGAGGUCGGAGAAGCAGAGAAGCAAGGAAAGACGAAGCAGGAAGUCGCCAAGAUUCACGCCCAAACGGCUGUCCUCGAAACCGAACGUAAAGCUGAGAAGGCCACGGCAGAUGCAAAGUUCACUGACAAGGAGAUUGAAAUCAGUCGUGACCUCAACGUAGCUCGAAUCAACGCUAAACGCGAAGCUGAAAGACGCGAUGCCGAGCUCCAGAUGGAGGUCGAGAAGAAGAGGGCACUCAUGGAGCUUGAACGUCUUCGAGCGACCAAGGUCGUGCAGGCUAAGAUUGAGAAGGAGAGUGCGCAGCAGCAGGCUGACGCAGAGCUGUACACUCAAGAGAAGGCAGCCGACGGAAGCAAGUACGGCCAGCAAGCCGAGGCUGAAGCUGCUGCUUUCCGCCGCCUCCGUGAUGCUGAGGCUGACUUCCAGGCUAAGGAGCGCGAAGCUGAAGCCAACUUUAUCGUCUCCAAGCGUCGAGCUGAAGCCGAAUACUUCGCCCAGGAACGUGCAGCUCAAGCCCAUCUCAUCACCCAACAACGCGAAGCCGAGGGUCUCUCUGCAAUGGCCAAGGCAUAUGGCGACAUGGCUAACGUUCUCGGCGGUCCUCAGGGUCUCAUGCAAUACCUCAUGAUUACCAACGGCACGUAUGAGAAGCUUGCGCAUGCGAACGGUAACGCUAUCAAGGGUCUUCAACCGAAGAUCAACGUCUGGAACACUGGUAGCCAAGGCGGUGAAGGUAUGGCAGAUCCGUCAGCACCUAUCCGCAACCUCUUCCAGAGCCUGCCGCCUCUUCUCAGCACAAUCCAUGAUCAGACUGGUAUGGCGCCGCCUACCUGGUUGGCGCAAAUGCCGCAGCAGAACGGUGAUCUGAGCAAGAUGCACUUGAGGAACGGCAGCGAUAUAUCGUCGUAG
Molecule: messenger RNA, 1518 nt
Organism: Alternaria atra
Lineage: Eukaryota; Fungi; Ascomycota; Dothideomycetes; Pleosporales; Pleosporaceae
Exons: 2
Coding region: 1-1518 (505 amino acids)
Biological process (GO): protein localization to plasma membrane
Cellular component (GO): plasma membrane
Source: RefSeq, a predicted model, not a curated record